Molecule: messenger RNA, 2363 nt
Organism: Paramecium sonneborni
Lineage: Eukaryota; Ciliophora; Oligohymenophorea; Peniculida; Parameciidae
Source: the annotation of a GenBank genome assembly
AUGAAAAAAACAUAAGAAGAAGGGAAAUAACUAAAUCCAUAAUUAUAUCCAGCUCCAUAGAAAAUAAAAGAGGAAGUGAUAAAUCCAAUAAUAAAAGAUAAGAAAGAUAAGAGAUUGUUGAAGAUAACAAUAAAUGAGAAGGCAAUUAAAAAUGAAGAUUAUAAUGAAUUAAGUAUUUAAUUAGAAGAGAAACGCAAGAAUAUAAAACAGAAAUAUUAAGAAUUUUAAUCAAGAAUGAAAGAAGUACUUUAGAGAUUGAUCUAUUAUAAAAACAAAAACUUCAUGAGAUUAAAUUAGAAUUAUUAUGGUAAGAAUAGGAAGAUAAUUGUUUAAUUGGAAUAAUUAGUAAAAGAUCUAGGUUUGAAUAUAAAAGAAAUAGGAUUAUUGGAGAAGGAUAUAGUUAUAUAUAAAUAAGCAGAUCCUAUAAACAAUUUUUCAAUAUAUCAACAAGCAACAGGAAGAAAUGAAACAAAUUAACGUUAAAGAGCUAAAGAGGAUGAAUAAAAAGAGGAUAAUAAAAAAAAUGAAGAUAAAAAUAAAGAGGAUGAAUAAAAGGAGGAUAAUUAUAACAAUGAAAUUAAUAAUAAAAAAGAAUAAAAUGUAGGUUAAUAAUAGAAUGGAAUGUUAAAUGAUCAUUAUCCAUUACCACCAGAUGUUAUUAGUGAAGUAGUAGUGGAGAGAGAAUGUGAUAAGGAAUUAACAAUAUCAAUAAUAUUUGAAAAACCUGAAGAUUAUGGAUAUGAAAUUACAAAAUAUGCAAUCUUUUAAUUAGAUAUGAAUGAUACAUCUUUAUCAUUAUAACCAAAUAAAAGAAUUCUAUUAGAAUUUAAUAAUAAUAAAGAAAAUGUUUAAAGAUAAAAUUUACUAUUUAAAAAUAAUCCUAAAAAUUAAGGAGAAUUAGCAUUUAAUGAAAUGAUCUAUCUUUCAAUAGAAGCUAUGAAUUGUAAUGGAUGGUCUUCAGAAUUAGAAUUAUAUCCUAUCAAAAUAUAUUUGAAAUCAUUUUAAAGUGGAUCUCUAUUUAUUGAUGGAAUAAUUAAUGUUAAAUUAUUUAAUGAAAAAUAAUCAUUUAUUGAAUUAAUUGAUAUUCCAUAAUAGAUUAAAAUAGAUGAUUAAGAAUAUUAUGUAAUUGAAGAUUUUAGUUUAAUCUUAAUUGAAGAAAAUAGAAUUAAAAUGGCAUCAAUUAAAUAUGGGUAAUUUAUUUCUAAAUAUAUAUAUAUAGUACUGUUGGUUUUGUGAAUACAUCUUUUGAAGUUUCAUAAUGGGGAAAUAUUUUAAAUUUUGAAGAUACUACUAUUACUUAAAAUGAUGUAGUAGAUCCUUAAAAAGAUUUUGAUGUUUGUACACCAUAUUAAAUUUAUACAUUAAAACCUAUUAGUAAAAUAGCAUGUGGAUUAUAUCAUACUUUAGCUGUUACUAUUGAUGGGAAUGUAUUAUCAUGGGGAUAUAAUGAUCAUGGUUAAUUAGGAAAUGGUAAUUCUUUUGUAGUAUUUUAUUAGGUACAUAGAUAAGUUCAAUGGAAAUAUAAGAAAUUUAAUAUUUUCAUAAAAAUUAGUUUUUUGUUGUUGAUAUUUCUGCAGGUGAAGGAAUAUCAAUCUGUAGAACAGAUUAAGGUGAUGUUUUCACAUGGGGAAAAAUGUAAAAUUAUAAUCAUAAUGGAAUGGUUAAAGUUUUAAAUUCUUUCAAAGAUACAAUAAAUUUAUAAUGCACAGAUCAUACUAAUAGUUAAUUGAUUCCUCGUAAAAUCAAUUUAAAAGCCAAAGCUAUUUAUACUGGAUAUUCUUGUUUUGGUGCACUCUCAUUAGAUAAUAAUAUCUAUAUGUGGGGUAGUAAUGAUUAUGGUGUUUUUGGAUUUGAUUAAUGUUCAGAAUUAGACGAUCAAUAUAUUAUACAUAUGAUUGAUCCUAUGAGAAUUAAUAUUUUAAAUUAUCAUAUCAAGUAACUAAUUAAAAUUAAUCUAGAGAGUUUCAAAUAGGAGCUUACCAUUGUAUAAUCAGAGUAUAAGAAUAUGAUAAAAAUUAUGAAUAAUUCAUUUCUUGGGGUGAUAAUUCAUAUAAUUAAUGUGGCUAAUCAUAAUAGUUUGAAUUUUCUACUAUUAAAGGAACUAAAUUUUGCAAAAAAAACAUUAUGAAGUAUUUUCUAUUUUUAUCUAUUUAGUCUAUUGCCUAAUUAGAUAUAUAAAUCUUAUAGUUGUGGUUAUGAUAGCUCUGUAUUUUUAUCAGAUGAAAAUACUAUUUUCAAAUUUUCAAACAAUAAACUAACAUCAAAAAAGUGUAAUGUUUUAGGCAAUGUAACAUAAAAUUAAUUAUAUUUUUUAGUAAGUUUUUGCUGGAGAAUAUAUGACCUGCCUUAUAGGUUCACAAUGA